AUGUACAGUAAAUAUGUUGAAAAUUUAAUCAAAAAUACUGGUGUGAUUCCUUCAGGAGAUGUUGAUAAACUUCGCACAAAAUCUGUGACCUAUGCUGAAAUAAAAGAUAGAAUUUCUGAUUUUAGUAGUAGUAAUACUGUUAAAUUAAUAACAGAGUAUUCAGAAAGUGGAGUUGACCAAGUGACCGAGGAUAAAGCUCAGAUUAGAAAAACAGUAGCAGAAAAAACAAUAGAAACUGCUAAAAAAGGAAAGAUGAAAGGUUUAAAAGAUGCCUUUAAUACCAUCAAUGCUAAAACUAACAAGACUUACAAUGAAAAUAAAUAUCCAGAAUUAUAUCCUACUGUUACUACUGGUCCUAAUGCUUUUGAUAUAACUGCUUUACGAACAGUUUUAGAUAAUGAUGAAAAAGCAUUGAGAGAUAAAUUUGCUGAAGCUCAUUUAGAAACUUUGAAAUCUGCUUUAGAAAGUAUAGAAAAAAGAGGUUCAUUAGAUCAAAUUGAGAAAAACGAGUUAGAAGAAAUCAAAAGAUAUUUAGCAGGAACUCCAGUACCAACUGAGAAAAGAAUUCUUUCUAGUGAACUAAAAAGUGCAUUGAGAAUUGUAGAGUUUGAAUUAAAAGUGGAUAGUAAUCUUAAAAUCACCAUCAUUAAAGAGAAGGAAAAUUAUAAAGAUGGUGAACUAGUCUUAGAUAAGUCUAAAUAUCCCAAGGAUGAGGAAGGAAAGUUCAUUGCAGAAGCAAUUAAUUUGUUCUAUUAUGAAAAACUAGAAAGACAAAAUCAUGCUAAGAAGAAGUAUAAAAAGCCCUUUAAAGAUCAGCAACAAGAAGUGUUCUGA
Messenger RNA from Funneliformis caledonium, 834 nucleotides. NCBI's taxonomy places the organism in Eukaryota, Fungi, Glomeromycota, Glomeromycetes, Glomerales, Glomeraceae. The record is from the annotation of a GenBank genome assembly.